Molecule: messenger RNA, 570 nt
Organism: Gongylonema pulchrum
Lineage: Eukaryota; Metazoa; Nematoda; Chromadorea; Rhabditida; Gongylonematidae
Source: the annotation of a GenBank genome assembly
AUGUGCAAUGAUUGCUGCGAAGAAAAUUAUGCCAAAAAAGAGUGGGGUGAUGGAAUUCGUGGCUUGGCUUUAACCACUGCGCAAUAUUCGCUUAUGAAAAUUGAUGAGAAAGACCCACAUCCGAAAAAUUUCCGGCCUCAACUGCUAUUGCUUUUGUCAAUGCCGUGGUCCAAGGAGCUUGUUGACAUGCGUUACUUAAAUCUCAUUAAUCUUGCGUCGCAGCUUAAAGCUAGUCGUGGUCUGACGAUCGUCGUUGCAUUUAUUCGCGGUGAUCCGCUCGCUAUCGAUGACAGGAAAAAAGCGGAAGAGGUUAAAGGACGAAUGGAGUUCGAUAUGAAUCAGAUCAGGCUCCGCGGAUUUGCAAAAACCUUGGUAUAUGGUGAAACUCAGAUUGGCGGAAGUGUAUCAACGCUUAUUCAAAGCGUUGGCAUGGGUGGACUACGACCAAACACGCUUCUACUCAGCUGGCCUAUACAUACGCAUGGCGCCUCACGAGAAGCUGUCGAUUCUGAGUACCAAACAUUCACAGGUUCUUUACUUUUUAUGCGUUUUUGCUGUGCAGCGCUAUAG